This is a messenger RNA of Nematostella vectensis (starlet sea anemone), 3000 nucleotides long. Its product is annotated as periostin. The record is from RefSeq and is a predicted model, not a curated record. Bases 1 to 2046 code for a protein of 681 amino acids. Gene Ontology annotation, cellular component: extracellular matrix. NCBI's taxonomy places the organism in Eukaryota, Metazoa, Cnidaria, Anthozoa, Actiniaria, Edwardsiidae. Gene Ontology annotation, biological process: extracellular matrix organization; cell adhesion. Gene Ontology annotation, molecular function: cell adhesion molecule binding. The transcript is spliced from 11 exons.
AUGGCCAUGAAACUAGCGCUCGCUUGCUGUCUCUUUCUUGGACUGCUUGGGCUCUCGAGUGGAUAUGGGCCUGGAUGGAUGCGUUUAAUAGGGUGGUGGAAAAGGCAUCACCAGGAAAGAAGACUGCCAGAGCAACCAGAUAUACACCAGCCUCUAAAGAAAGAUGGGUUAAACGUGUGCGAAAUGCGAGUACCAGUGGGUAUGUCACAGGAGUGUGUAUUGGAGCAGGGACUCAGGCGACUGAAAUGCAGGUCUGUUACUCACCACAGGACAGACUAUGUUUGCUGUCCGGGCUUUGCUAGAGUGAAAGGCAAACCAGGGUGUCCAGAAGAAUUGUACGUCUCUAAGAUGAACAUUGUUGAAGUUGCCAAGAGCCUGGGACUUAGCGAGUUUGUGAAACUUGUCAAUCUUGCCGAACUAGGGUCCGAGCUCGUCCUGGAUACCAAGUACACUGCAUUCAUCCCCAGCAAUGAAGCAAUCAAAUCUAUCCCCGCCAAGACUCUCGAAGCGUUGGCUGCUGACCCAAAGAAACUUCGUGACGUCUUGCUUUUUCACGUACUCCCUGAGAAAGUCGUUUCAGAGGCCCUCAAGCAUAACAUGCUUCUUAAGACGAUGGAUCCACCAAACGACAUUCGCGUCAACGUCAACGAACGCACACAUCCACAGGUGAAGGUGGUGCAGGGAGCCAAGAUAAUCCAAGCCAACCAGGGCGCCUCUAACGGCAUCAUCCACGUUAUUGAUCGCGUCAUCUUCCCAUCAUCCGGGAAUCUCAUGUCGUAUCUGAACGAUAAUCCUCAGCUAAGUAUGCUCUAUGAAGUCCUAAACUCCAGGAACAUGACCCUCUCCAAUGUGACGCUUUUCGCGCCAAGCAAUGCCGCUCUGCAGUCUCUACCGCCCGGACGACUAGACAAACUACUGAAAAAUAAACAAUGUCUUCAGAAAUUCCUCACGUAUCACGUCCUCCCGGAGCCCCUGUACAGCCCUGUGUUGAGGACUUGCAGAUGGAAGAGUCCGGAAGGCAGCUUUGUGGGAGUUAUGUACGGCGCAGAUAACACGUCACUGGAGGUCAACGAUGCCAUGGUAACCAUAGGUGACGUCAGCACUACCAAUGGUGUUAUCCACGUUAUUGAUAAGCCUCUGAUGCCAUAUGGAGCUAUGGACUUGGUUGAGGCUGUCAAGUCGCUGAAGCUCAACACUCUCGCAAAGCUUUUAGAAGACAGCGGUCUCGCUAAAACACUGGCAACAAUCGACACUUCCUUCACCCUCCUUGCUCCUACGGACAAGGCCUUUAGCGCCGUGCCUGCCGACGUCAUGGCCGACCUGUCACGUGAUGCUGAAAAGCUAAAAAAGGUUUUGACCUACCACGUGAUCGGUAGGCGAGUGUGGACAUAUGAAUUCGGCCGCGACACGUUGGUGGACUCACUGGAGGGCACGAAGCUGCGACUGAACACUUUUAGGCUUGGAAAGCUGCACUCAGUAAAUGGCGCUUGUCUGUCGCGAUCGAACCUAGAAACAUGUAACAGCGUGAUUCACGUGAUCAGCAGUGUGCUCAUCCCAGAGCAGCGGACUCUGUACGACAUCGUGCGCAAUGAACCUCAGUUUACGACACUCGCGCGCAUACUCGAGAAAAGCUCCCUGUCGGAUAUGCUGAAGAACAGCUCCCGCUCAAUAACUUUGUUUGCUCCGACAAAUAAGGCGUUUGAUCGGCUGAGGGAAAGCGACCCAAACCUGGUGCCAUUCCUGGAAUCUAACCCCAAUGAGGUGGACGAAAUGCUCCUUACGCACAUGGUGGAGAGGACCUACUUCAGCUGCAGCCUGCAGUGCAAGAACAGCUACUGGUCGAUAUUUGGGCGCCGCUACUCCGCUCUUUCCAUGAACCGCAGCAUCUUGCGAUUCAAGGCACCAUGGAAUGUCGUCAUGACUGUAAACGGAGUUUCGGUGCGCAAGGUUGACGUCACAGCUGCCAAUGGGGUAUUGCAUGAGCUGGAUACCGCGAUUCCGUGGAGUCCGCUGGGCUACAGGAGGGCUAGGAAAGCUUGGCCGUAAGAUAUGAGGUCUUGGGCUUUUUUGGGGUAAAAGUUACAUAACAGAGAUCUGAUUAGAUUGAGCAUACCACAGAGCAAGAGAAACAAACUGCCGACCAGAAUGCUGUUAGUUUUGACAUUCUUAGAAAGCUUUAGAAAACAAAUCAUUGUAUGAUUUGUAAAAAAAAAAACAUAUAGGAUAAAUCCAGUUAACAAAACAUUAGCAUAGCAUAGAUAAACGUGUAUGACCAGAUAAGUACUCGAUAAGGCCAAACGAAGCUUCACUCAGGGCAGAAUCCAAUGUGUCGAUCGUUGCACAUCUCUCCCCAAAUACGACUGCUGAUUUGAGCCGAACAUACCAUUCCCUAGAAUUGGCCAUUCAAAACCAAUACUUGUUCGGCAAAAUAUACUUUUUUUAUAAGAACCGUUUUUAUAAGAACGUUCAGCCUGAGGUUUCACCAUAUUUUAAAACAUGCUAAGAACAAGCCGAGGCUCAGAAGGCAGAUUUUUUUUCUUUUUUAGUUCUGGUACGUUCUAAAAUGCAGAAUCAAAUUGUGCUCCUAGUAACAACCUUGUUAUUGCUAGUGAUCAUUAGUGUAAUCCUCUUCUUAAUAAUCCAUUGGGUAUUAUAUUCUUAUAUACACUAAAAUUUAAAAACAUCGUAAGAACAAAUUCAGCCUUAGAAUGUCCCGAAAAUAAGAACGGCCCAGCCUCAACUGAAAAUUAGACGUUCUUAUAAUAAAAAGAGUGUACACUAUUACCGGAGACUUGCGAAGCUAUUUUGAAAUAAGUUCAACUUGCUCCCUGAUUGGCUAAUUGGCAAGGAGGGAAAACAAUAGAAAUACAAUGUGCGGCUUAAACCAGCAGUCGUUGUUGGGGAGAUAAAUGAAACGAUCGACACAGUGGCGACUGGUUGGAGUCUACUUUUACGGUGGUGGAACACAAUAUAAAUAGUAAAAUAAUCAACCAAAGUCAA